Molecule: messenger RNA, 1801 nt
Organism: Gavia stellata (red-throated loon)
Lineage: Eukaryota; Metazoa; Chordata; Aves; Gaviiformes; Gaviidae
Gene: MPV17L2
Product: MPV17 mitochondrial inner membrane protein like 2
Exons: 5
Coding region: 1-618 (205 amino acids)
Biological process (GO): mitochondrial ribosome assembly
Cellular component (GO): membrane; cytoplasm
Source: RefSeq, a predicted model, not a curated record
AUGCUGGCACGGGGCCGGCGGCUCCUGCGCUGCUGGAAGCCGCUCUUCACCGGCCGCCUGCUGCUGCUGACCAACACGGCGAGCUGCGGCGCGCUGCUGGCGGCCGGCGACACGCUGCAGCAGGCCUGGCACCGCCGGCGGCACCCGGACACCCAGCCCCAGGUGGCCCGCACAGGCCGCAUGUUCGCCAUCGGCUGCAGCAUGGGCCCGCUGAUGCACUACUGGUACCUCUGGCUGGACGCUGCCUUCCCGGCGCGGGGCGUGCGGGGGCUGAAAACCGUCCUGAAGAAAGUCCUCAUCGACCAGCUGGUGGCAUCGCCCGCCCUGGGCACCUGGUACUUCCUCGGCAUGGGCACGCUGGAGGGCCAGUCCCUAGAGGAGAGCUGGGAGGAGCUGAAGGAGAAAUUUUGGGAGUUUUACAAGGCUGACUGGUGCGUCUGGCCGGCGGCUCAGCUCAUGAAUUUCCUCUUCGUUCCGCCCAAGUACCGGGUGGUUUACAUCAACGUGAUCACGCUGGGCUGGGACACCUACCUCUCCUACCUCAAGCACCGGCCUGGCGGCCCCCCGAGCACCAAGCACGACUCGCCGCGUGAGAACCGGCGCGACGUCGGGAUGUAAAGAGGCAGCCGCUCUUGGUGAUGCGAUGUUUUUGACGGCUCCUGCCCGCGGCGAGCGGUUUUCUGGGCAUCGCGGCUCAAUCCACCCAGCAAACGCGAUGGCCGGAGACCACCGCAACCGCCGUCUGCAGCUCACUGCGGCCUGUGCCGAUCUGAUUAACUCAGCUGCUGAGUGCGAUGAUGGGUUUGGCUGGUUUUAACGACUCUCGUGUCCCAGGCUAGCCUGUAAAGCUGAUUUCUUUUUGUAUUCUUCCACAGAGCCCGCGCUGCCGGGGUGGGGAGGAGCUGCCGCAGCUAUGCUUCGCCUCCAGCGCGCCGGGGAAGGUCCCCAGCGCUCUCGCCUCUGCUGCAGCCAGUUUUUUUUUUCCCUUCUCCGGGGCAAGGCUGGCCCCUUGCUCCCCUCCAACACCCUCCUCUGCUUUUCCGCAGAGCCAGCGCCUCGGGUCCCUGCCUUGCUCCCGCUUCGGCUGCUGGGCAGAGGGACGCUGCCCCUCUGCUCUGAGCGCAGCUCCUCAGCCCUUUCCCUGCUGCUUUUUUUGUCUUCGAGCUGAAGGGAGAAGUCACUCUGCUCUCCCCCCACCCGCUGCCUCGGCUCGUUUUCACUCCACCUUGCACCCACCUCCCCGGGGCCGCGCGUGGGUUCCGCUGGGCUGCAGCCACCCCAUUUUUAUAAAAAUAGCGGUGUGAUCGCCGCCGGCGGCUCUGACAGCGGCAGAGGCGACAGGGAGGCAGUUGGGGGUUUUUUAAGGCAAAAUUUUUGCAAGAUUUGGACCUCAGCUCCCCGCUCUUCCCAGCCCGCAGGUCCCCGGGCAAGCUGGACGCUCACUCCAUAACCUGGGAAGUUACUUAUUUCCAGCAUCGAUGAAAAAUUGCCUAAAUGUGAUUUUUCUAAAGCUUAAGGCUGUGCCUUACUUCCAGCUCUGUCCUCAUCCCUCCUACCACACACCCCCAAGGUGGGACCAUCCCUCCCCCCGCCAUUUGGUGAACGCUAAUUAAGAAAUGAGAUAAUUUUUGGUCCUCUCGGGCAAUGAGCUCGACAGCGCGGGGCCGAGGAGAGCGGAGGUUAUAGACACCGAGCAGAGGGCCCGUCCUGCCGCCUGCAACGACCCCGAGGAACCGGUGGAUCAGCAUUGAUUUAUUUCUUCACAACAUUUCUUUAAUACAGUGAUUUUUAGGAAAUUGUA